This is a messenger RNA of Alternaria novae-zelandiae, 1455 nucleotides long. RefSeq lists its product as uncharacterized. Gene Ontology annotation, molecular function: ATP binding; protein kinase activity. NCBI's taxonomy places the organism in Eukaryota, Fungi, Ascomycota, Dothideomycetes, Pleosporales, Pleosporaceae. Gene Ontology annotation, biological process: protein phosphorylation. The transcript is spliced from 4 exons. The coding region runs from base 1 to 1455 and encodes 484 amino acids. The record is from RefSeq and is a predicted model, not a curated record.
AUGACUCAGUACUCUACAGGAUCCGGGGUCGAAGUGGGUUUUGAGUCCUUCGUCAAAGAGCUCUACGCCUCCGCGGAGGACCCGUCCGCUACAAGCACUUUUACCGAUUUCUUCACACCCAACGGGCAGCUCAUUGUUCUUGAGAACACCGCUACUGGCUCCGAAGAGAUUGUCGCGCUGAAGGAGGAGCUUCUCCCCGUAGCUGGCAACAAGCUUUGGAACCAUCUUCCUAACGUGACCACCGUUGAUUCAGAAACAACUGCCGAGAAGACAUACCAGGUGCUUGGUGUUAUCGAGACGAGAUACGAUGGUGGAAACUGCUCUCAGGCCUACUACUCGACCCGCUUUACCGUUACCAAGGACGCCAGCGGGUUACCCCAGCUCACACCCCACAGUGGAAGCCUCGUCGCGUACGACGAUUUCAUCCCCAAGCACCAAAAGCAAGGCAUGUCUCACAGACCAUCUAUGUCCUCCACAGAGAUGGUCAAGACGUCCGCGCGCGACAAAUAUGUCGUAAUCGAAGAGGCUCCGCAAGGCUUCCACGGUGGCAAACAGAACGUCGGUGUCUACGUUGUUAAGUAUCGCCCUUCGAAUGCAAUAUGCGUCGAAAAACGUGUGACUGCGUACCAAAACGGUGUCCAUUCGAUCCACAGCGAGAUUGCCACCAUGGAACAGUGCCGGACUCAUCCUAACAUUGCAUCAAUCAUGGACAGCGACACAGCAGAUCUUGACCACACGUAUGGUUCAAUCUGGAUGCAGCACUGCGAGCUCGGUUCUUUGGAUGCGCUAAUUAUGCGGUACAAAGAACGCGAGAUGCAUAUCCCAGACGAAGGUUUCUUUUGGAAAGUAUUCUGGGAUAUUUCACAGGCUCUCUGCUAUCUUUGGACGGGUCAGGAUUACAAAAAGACACGCGAUUACGCUAUGCAGGGCCGACCAGUAGAGGGCCGCGUGCGUGGUUGGAACGCCAUUCGUCAUCGCGACCUAAAGCCAGCCAACAUCUUGUUGACAUGGUCUAGCACUCUAGCUGGCGACACGAUGAAUAGCUACCCGACUGUAGUACUCUGCGACUUUGGCUGCAGUGUAAAGUCUACGGAUAUUAGUUUGAACAACCAAGCCGCAAAGCUACUCGCUUGGGAAAACGUCGCUUUCGAGCCUCCGGAGUCUACCUACAGCGAAAGAGGAGACAUAUAUGCACUCGGUCUGAUUUUGCUCUGCCUGGGACAAAUGCGACAGCGUCCUAACAUGGAUGUACUCGAUCCAGAGUGCGAUCCAUUAGGAUACUCUAAUUACUUCCAGUUGGAACUGGGAUCGCUAGUUGGAGAAUGCUUGGAGCCUGAUCCAAGUGACCGACCGGAACAACGAAUUUUACCCGUGGCGGUUUGGGAAGGCUACCAGGAGUGGCGCUCAUACAAUGAUGGCGACGGGAAACCACUACCAAAAUGGGCGUUUGAGUAG